Messenger RNA from Erigeron canadensis, 1521 nucleotides. Its product is annotated as benzyl alcohol O-benzoyltransferase-like. The record is from RefSeq and is a predicted model, not a curated record. The coding region runs from base 39 to 1382 and encodes 447 amino acids. Lineage: Eukaryota; Viridiplantae; Streptophyta; Magnoliopsida; Asterales; Asteraceae. The transcript has 2 exons.
AAAAACAUACACACCUCGACAAAACACAAAGUUAAACAAUGUUGCAAACCAACACCUCCUUAACCUUUAAGGUUCGUAGACAAGCACCCGAGCUAAUAACUCCAGCGGUACCUACACCUCGAGAACUUAAGCUACUAUCUGACAUUGAUGAUCAAAAUGAGCAUCGGUACCAGGUUCCAACAAUUCAAUUUUUUCCUAGGAAUCCCGAAAUGGAAGAUAAAAACCCCGCGGCUGUGAUCAGGGAAGCUUUGGCCAAGGUGCUAGUGUUUUACUACCCUUUUGCUGGCAGGCUAAGGGAAGGUUCGGGAAGGAAACUUAUGGUGGACUGCACUGCCGAGGGUGCAUUGUUUACUGAGGCGGAGGCAGACGUUACUCUUGAAGAGUUUGGAGAUAGGCUUCAUCCACCAUUUCCUUGUAUUGAAGAGCUCCUUUACGAUAUCCCUGGCUCCAAUGGCAUUCUUGACGCGCCGUUGCUAUUGAUUCAGGUGACUCGUCUUUCAUGCGGAGGUUUUAUCUUCGCUUCACGAAUGAAUCAUACCAUGUGUGACGGACAAGGAGCUAUGCAGUUCCUGAUCGCACUGGGUGAAAUUGCCCGAUGUGCAUCUCAACCAUCCAUUUUGCCCGUUUGGGAAAGGGAGUUGCUUUUUGCAAGAGACCCGCCACAUGUAAAUUUUACUGAUCACCCCGAGUACAAGGAAAAACCCAACUCCAAACACCCCCAAUUGAAGAUGGAUGAUCAGAUGACCCAAAAAACAUUUCUCUUCAGACCUUCCGAGAUAUCAGCUCUUCGUAGGUUCGUUCCAGAUGAUAUAAAAACUUGUACUACUAAUGAGAUUCUAACCGCUAGUAUAUGGCGUUGCCGUACCAUUGCCUUAGAACCUAAUCCAGAACAAGAGAUGCGUUUCAUGUUCCCCGUGAAUGCACGUGCUAAGUUAAACCCUCCUUUGCCAAUAGGAUACUACGGAAACUGUGUGGUUCAUCCAUUAGUGAGGUCAACAGCUCGAGACCUGUCGACCAAACCAUUAGCCCAUGCAUUGAGACUUGUUAUGAGUGCCAAAUCUAUUGUGACCGAAGAGUUUGUCAGGUCAACGGUUGACCUAUUGGCUAUUAGAAGGUGGACGUCUUUAAACUUUGAAUCGACGUAUGCAAUCUCAAACCUGACUAGAGUUGGAUUCAAUGAAAUAAAUUUCGGGUGGGGAAAAGCAACUUAUGCAGGGCCUGCUUUUGGGGGAUUUGCUUUCAACCCAGAAAUCUUUAGUUACUUGGUGUCUUCUACAAACAGCAAAGGCGAAUCGGGAAUCAUGAUAUCGUUAUCCCUACCAAAAGCAGCAAUGGAGAAAUUCAUGAAAGAACUCAAUAAAAUGUUGAUAUAUGUCCAAUAACGUACUAGCUAGAAGCUCUUCCAAACCUUAAUUAGCCCUUUUUAUUUUAAAAAAAAAAAAAACUCAUCAAUCAUUCCAAUAUAUUGUUUUGCAUAUCUGUUUUUGUGAUAUUGUAUACAUUGUCUAAAUUACCAAACAA